Molecule: messenger RNA, 685 nt
Organism: Porites lobata
Lineage: Eukaryota; Metazoa; Cnidaria; Anthozoa; Scleractinia; Poritidae
Source: the annotation of a GenBank genome assembly
AUGGUUGAAAACUAUUGUAAUGUUAUCAUUGACAACAUCGAGUUCGGCCAAAACCUUGAUGUAAUAUAUCAAACAUGAGAUGCAGUGUUUCAUCACCAGAUGAAACACCGAGAAGAGAGUUGAAAAUACGACGCGCAGCGGAGUAUUUUUGACGAACUUCGAGGUGUUUCAUCUGGUGAUGAAACACUGUGUCGAAUGUUUGAUAUUUCUUCUCAAACAAAAUCAUUUUUGAAGGAGAAAUUAAGGAUUCAAAUACUAAGCAGUGUUUCAUCCGAUUUCCAAACACUCAUUAAACAUUAAUUUCCUUUGUAUUUUCUUAAUGAAUUAUUAAUGAGUUUGAGAAGAUUCGGUCAAACACAGAUAUAAGCUUGUUUUCUAUCGGGACAUUGCUGCUAAUCCGCUUAAUACAGCAAAAGAAAUCUUUACAUUCGCAGGGAUGGAUCUUGAUGAGAAUACUUUCGAGUGGAUAAAAGCCACAACAAAUCUUAGCAACAAGACGGAAGCAAACAAAGCGAAUUUUAAGAGUCUAGACUCGUUGGUGAGGAAUUCUAAAGCGAACAUUGAAAAAUGGCGAAUUGAAUCUCCACCCGAACGUACAAAUGCCAUCGAGAAAAUUUGUAAGCCGUUGUUGGAACUUAUAGACGAAAUGAGCAUGAGUGAGAAUGUUCAUUGGAUAACUGAGUAA